CAACUGACCCGGACUCACUUUCGUCUUCUUCACCCACGAGUCGUCCCUGUAGACUCACUUCCCUUCUUCCCUCCCUCACACGCCCAAGCGUAGAGGUGACGUCUACUGGGCCUCUUGUUUAUUUUCUCUUCUGCCGUUCGUUCUUGUUCGAGCUUUCUUGUCUUUUCUUAUAAACGCCUGUACAUUGUGUGUGCAGUUGACCUUGCCUUGUCGAGACGUUGACCUCCAUUGUCGACGAAAGGAGCGAGCGUUGAUCGCGGUUCUUGACCAUUCAUUUUUGAUACACGAAGCCUUUCACACACACACAGCCUACUUACAUCAAGGGGAGCACACAACGGCCGGCACGCCCAACAACGCCUUUCAAGUAUUCCGACUUGAGAAGCCCACGCCUUCUUUCAAAGUCCAUUCUUUCCGGGACGGGGAUAGAGAGGAGUGACCGGCGGGAACUGGUUACACUGUUUCGCAACACCAACAUAACAUCUUCACAACAAGCAUAUAUCGCGCCGAGCCAACUCAUUUUUGGCCUCACUUUUUCUGUCUUUUGCUCGUGUAAGCGUGUCAACGAGCACGUAAAAUCUCAUCAUCAUGCUCGGUGCUCUCUUCCUCCUCGCGGCGCCCCUCGCGGCCGCCCUGCCGCCCUACGUCGUGGAGACGACGACGACCGUCAGCCACGAGCGGCGCGACCUGCCCAUCGUCAACGCCCUGGCGGAGCGGCCCGUCGAGAACACCUACAUCGCCGUCUUCAACUCGACGUUUGGGAGCGAGGCCAUCGACGCGCGCAUCUCGGCCAUGUCGAGCACCAUCCAGAAGCGCAACCUCAACAAGCGGGGGCUCGACGGCGCCUACCUGUCCACCGAGAUGAAGUCCAUCACGCUCGGCGACUGGCGCUGCGCCGCCUUCCAGGGCGACGCCGCCACCGUAAAGGAGUUCAACGCCGCCGACGAGGUCGCCUACGUCGAGGCCGACACCUGGUACAAGACGACGGCCGCCAUCAUGCAGACCAACGCCCCGCCCGGGCUCAACCGCCUCUCCCACGCCCGCGCCGGGGAGCAGGGCUACAUCUUCGACGAGGCCGCCUGCCAGGGCAUGACCGUCUACGUCGUCGACACGGGCGUCCGCGUCGACCACGUCGAGUUCGAGGGCCGCGCCGUCAUGGGCGCAAACUUUGUCAACAACGUCGACACCGACGAGAACGGCCACGGCAGCCACGUCGCAGGUACCAUCGCCGGCGCCACCUUUGGCGUCUGCAAAAAGGCCAACAUUGUCGGCGUAAAGGUCCUCGGCGCCGACGGCUCCGGCCAGAACCAGGGCAUCCUCCAGGGCAUGCAGUUCGUCCUCAACGACGUCAAGAAAAAGGGCCUCCAGAACAAGGCCGUCAUGAACAUGUCGCUCGGCGGCGGCUUCUCCCAAGCCCUGAACCGCGCCAUCGGCGCUCUCCUGGCCGGCGGCAUCGUCCCCGUCGUGGCUGCCGGCAACGAGAAGAAGGAUGCCAGCGGCACGUCCCCGGCCUCCGCGCCCCAGGCCAUCACCGUCGGUGCCAUCGACGCCACCAACGACCAGUUCGCCACCUUCUCCAACUUCGGAUCCGUCGUCGACGUCAACGGCCCCGGCGUCAAGGUCCUUUCCGUCGGCAUCGCCUCCAAGGUGGCCACCAAUGUUCUCAGCGGCACCAGCAUGGCGAGCCCCCAUGUUGCGGGUCUCACCGCAUAUGUCAUGGGCCUGACCGGCCGCCAGGCAAGCGAAAUGUCCGACGUGAUCAAGAAUUUGGCCACCAACAGCCCUGCAAAGGUCAAGGGCAUUGCGCAAGGCACCACCCCACUAAUUGUCAACAAUGGAAACCUGACGUAGAGGGCCGUUGCGGCUGAGGAGAGGGAACAAGGAUGAGGCAUCUUUGUACACCCGCUGAUGCGUUUUGCGUUUAUGUCUCUCCUGUAAAUAUCGGAUGCACUGGACGGCAGAUGGGACGCGGUGGACCCUUGUAAAGGUCGUGCUAUCAUUACUAGUAUUCUUGGACAUGUCAAAAUGGAUACCUAUUG
Purpureocillium takamizusanense is the source of this 2036-nucleotide messenger RNA. RefSeq lists its product as uncharacterized. NCBI's taxonomy places the organism in Eukaryota, Fungi, Ascomycota, Sordariomycetes, Hypocreales, Ophiocordycipitaceae. The record is from RefSeq and is a predicted model, not a curated record. The transcript has 3 exons. Gene Ontology annotation, biological process: proteolysis. The coding region runs from base 586 to 1848 and encodes 420 amino acids. Gene Ontology annotation, molecular function: serine-type endopeptidase activity.